UCUAAACCCCAAUUCCCAAUCUCAGUUUCUAUCUCAUUUUCCUGCAACAAUGGUGUUGCGCAAUCCAACGACAAUGGCGAUGCUCCUCAUCGCCGCAAUGACCCUAGCAAUGGCGGAAGACAAUCCGCACCCUAUAUCAACGCGGGUGGUGACGUUCUAUGACAUCCUCAGCUCCCGCGGCCUCCCUAUCGGCAUAUUCCCAAAAGGCAUCUCCGAAUUCUCCGUCGACCCCACAUCUGGCGGCUUCCGCCUCCGCUUGCCGUCUCCUUCGCCGUGCGACACCGUGUUCGAGACGCGCCUACGGUACGAAUGCGACAUCACCGGCCGCAUCAGCUACGGGAGGAUUUCUAAUUUGACAGGUGUUACGGCUCAGGAGUUGUUUCUAUGGCUCCCGGUGAGGGGAAUUCAGGUCGACAUUCCUAGCUCUGGGUUGAUUUACUUCGACGUGGAGGUGGUUUCGAAGCAGUUCUCCCUCUCGCUCUUCGAGACGCUCAAGGAUUGUACAUCUCCGGAGGAGAUCGAUGGUUACGCUGAUAUGCUCAAAAUUCCUCAGAAGCCAUCUGAAAACAUCAUGAUGGCGCAUUCCACGGAACAGGAAAACAGAGCUGUCUCAUAAAUGCACAUUCAAGAGCCGCGGAUGUUGGUGGUGCGUUAAGCUUGGUUGCUCGCCUUUAGGUUACAGGCUUGUUCCUCCAAACUAUAGAGCAAGGCUGUAUAGUUUGUAAAGGGCAGGGGCGAGAACAUGUAUAUAUUCCACUUUGUGUGUGUGAAAAGUGUAAUAGUUUCUUGAUAAGCAGUUCUUCCCCCUGUGAAAAAAGGUGUUUGUGUUGUUUGGAGUUGUGUAAAUUAAGGAAAUGUGUAUUUUGUUAGUAAUACUUUUUAAAGAUGUGGAAGAUUACCAUAUCUUGUGUUUUCA
This is a messenger RNA of Salvia splendens (bonfire salvia), 916 nucleotides long. RefSeq lists its product as uncharacterized. Lineage: Eukaryota; Viridiplantae; Streptophyta; Magnoliopsida; Lamiales; Lamiaceae. The transcript has 2 exons. The coding region runs from base 50 to 616 and encodes 188 amino acids. The record is from RefSeq and is a predicted model, not a curated record.